Messenger RNA from Nymphaea colorata (pocket water lily), 965 nucleotides. Its product is annotated as serine/arginine-rich splicing factor SR45a-like. Gene Ontology annotation, biological process: positive regulation of mRNA splicing, via spliceosome. Gene Ontology annotation, cellular component: spliceosomal complex. Gene Ontology annotation, molecular function: RNA binding. The transcript has 6 exons. NCBI's taxonomy places the organism in Eukaryota, Viridiplantae, Streptophyta, Magnoliopsida, Nymphaeales, Nymphaeaceae. Bases 121 to 834 code for a protein of 237 amino acids. The record is from RefSeq and is a predicted model, not a curated record.
CCCCGAGUUCUAUAAAAUGCAGAGAACUCUCCUCUUCUGAAAACUAGGGUUUCUUUGAGCCCUUUGUUCCUCUUCUCUCUCUCUCUCUCUCGCUCGCGCUCUCGUUUUCGCAACGCUGGAAUGGGAGGAGCAGGAGGCCCUGAUGAUUCCGGCCGAAGAUACUCACCUUCUCCUUCUCCUGGAAGAAUGAGGGGUAGAUCAAGAUCAAGGACGAGAUCACGUUCAAGGUCAAGAUCGAGGUCUAGAUCAAGGUCUAGAUCCAGGUCGGGAAGUUACGACAGACAAAAUGUUGAUGCAGCAAAUCCUGGGAAUACCCUUUAUGUGACUGGCUUGUCUACCAGAGUUACUGAAAGGGACCUUGAAGCCCACUUCUCUAAAGAGGGGAAGGUAGUAAGCUGCCGUCUAGUUGUUGAGCCCCGGACACGCAUUUCACGAGGUUUUGCUUUUGUGACGAUGGAUCAGGUUGAGGAUGCUGAUCGGUGCAUCAAACAUCUAAACCAGUCAAUUUUAGAAGGCCGUUACAUCACUGUGGAAAAGUCAAGAAGGCGUCGGCCUCGGACGCCAACCCCUGGGAAUUAUCUGGGUGUGAAGAGCACGCGGGAGUCCAGCUAUCGAUAUGACCGUGGUAGUAGAGCCCGUGGAGGCUUUCGGGACGACUACAGAGGUGGUGGCUAUAGGCGCUCACCGAGGCGAUCCCCUUACAGAGGUGGCCGUGAUUACUCGCCUCGAAGAUCACCUUAUGGUGCCCGCUCUAGAAGGGAACGCUCGCGGUCACUUCCCUACUCUCCUUAUGGAAGUCCUGAGAGAAAUUAUGGACGACGAUAUGUGAAGUGACUGCAAACUCAGACGUAAUAUAGAUAUCUGCUGUAAUGUUUUCUCUUGUAGCAUUUUCAAAGCUUGUUUGCAAACUUGCUACUUUAAGGCAGACUAAGAAUUUUAACAGAUGCAUUUCCUCUUGCUGUCCA